Molecule: messenger RNA, 681 nt
Organism: Hansenula anomala
Lineage: Eukaryota; Fungi; Ascomycota; Saccharomycetes; Phaffomycetales; Wickerhamomycetaceae
Exons: 2
Biological process (GO): DNA-templated DNA replication; double-strand break repair via break-induced replication
Cellular component (GO): GINS complex
Source: RefSeq, a predicted model, not a curated record
AUUGACUUUGAUGACAUCUUGAGAGACUUCGAGAGAGACUCCCGUCCAAACGAGGCUAGUCAAACAAAAUUGAAAGAAGAUGACCUUCAGGAACUCACACAGUCUUGGAUAUCUGAACGUAUGGCUCCAGAACUCCUGGAGUACAAAGAUGCAUUGAUUGAGAGAAUGCUUUCGAGGAUAAGAGAACAAGUGGAGUUUAUUGAGCUGAAUUCCAUAGAGUUGCAGACCCAAGAGAAGGAUAUCAAGCUGCAGUUGAUGAUUAUAGAGUCUGAACUAGAUCGUGUGAACUUUAUAUUGAGAUCAUAUCUACGGACAAGGUUAUCGAAAAUUGACAAAUAUACCAUCUUCAUCAGAAAUGACGAAGAAAUGGUUUCGAGAUUAUCGGAACAAGAAACAGCAUACAUGGAGAAACACUUUGAGGCAUUACUCCAACUUUACAAUUCAUUAUUUUUAUCAUCUUUACCACAGCAUUUACAAGCAUUAGAUGACACCAGUGGUGGUAUUUCCAUGAUUGAGGAACCAAAUUUGAAGAGACCGGCAUUUGUCAAGGUUAUGCGAGACAUUCCUGAGGGUAUUGUCAUUGGGGAAGAAGAAAUUGAAUUAACAGUAGGGAAUAUCUACUUGAUCAGAUACUCUGCAGUGCAGAAAUACGUUCACUCCGGAGACGUUGUGCUUAUAUAG